GCCAGUACUAGUGCCGUUCUACCUUUUGAUGAACUGGCGAGCACCAGCGGCCUAGUUCAUCUGUUUUUUUCACAUACUAGCUCUGCAGUAUCACUUGGUGACGUGGCGAGUCCCAUAAGUGCAGUAGAAGCUGGUGCAGUGGCGAGCACAAGUAUUGUCCCGCAGCCACCAAGAAUUUGCACACAGAUCCAUAGAGCCCCUAGUAUCCUUCUGGAUGUGCUUGCAAAUCCCGAUUGGCAGCCCACAAAUUCUGCAGCAACCAUACUUCCCCCAUUUACUGAUCAACCCGGAAUUCAGGUGAAAACAGCAAAUUUAAAUACUCCCCUUGAUUUUUUUAAACUGUUUUUCACGGAUAAUCUGUAUGCAUUGACUGUGGAUCAAAGCAAUUUAUAUGUACAACAGUUUAUCGCCCCCAACCCAAAUUCAAACCUUGCCAGACCAUUCGCAUGGAAACCCAUUACGGUUUCUGAAUUAAAAUUUUUUGGGGGCCUAACUCUCAACAUUGACAUUACUAAAAAAAAUGAAUUGCGGUUGUAUUGGUCCACAGACCCGAUUCCUCAUAUGCCCGUGUUUUUCUGCUGCCGUGACCAGGCAUAGAUAUGAGAGUAUAAUACGUUUUAUGCAUUUCAAUGACAACACACUCUGUCGUCCUCGGGGUGACCCUGAAUUUGACAUGGCUCCACAAAAUUCGGACCCUCAUAAAUCACCUUAAUCAAAACAUUUGCAGAUGUCUAUACUCCCCAGCAAAACAUCUGCGUUGAUGAGUCCCUCAUUAAUUUUUCUGGCCGUCGUGCAUUCAAUAUCUCCCCAGCAAGCGUGCCAGAUAUGGGGUCAAGAUAUAUAAGACCUGAAAGAGGGCAGCAGGCUAUACAUACAAGUUUUGGAUUUAUGAGGGAAAAGAUAGUCACGUGGAGUCUCCCCAGAUGCCCAGACUACAUGGGGAGCAGUGGCAAGAUAGUUUGGGACUUGGUGACCUCCUUUUUUCCAUAUGGGGUACCACUUACAGAUGGACAAUUUUUACUCAAGCUUGCCACUAUUUAGACAUUUGUACAAUCUUGGA
Molecule: messenger RNA, 1060 nt
Organism: Staurois parvus
Lineage: Eukaryota; Metazoa; Chordata; Amphibia; Anura; Ranidae
Source: the annotation of a GenBank genome assembly